Dreissena polymorpha is the source of this 3013-nucleotide messenger RNA. Its product is annotated as neuronal acetylcholine receptor subunit alpha-9-like. The record is from RefSeq and is a predicted model, not a curated record. NCBI's taxonomy places the organism in Eukaryota, Metazoa, Mollusca, Bivalvia, Myida, Dreissenidae. The transcript is spliced from 10 exons. Gene Ontology annotation, molecular function: transmembrane signaling receptor activity; acetylcholine-gated monoatomic cation-selective channel activity. The coding region runs from base 380 to 1678 and encodes 432 amino acids. Gene Ontology annotation, biological process: monoatomic ion transmembrane transport; nervous system process; regulation of membrane potential. Gene Ontology annotation, cellular component: postsynaptic membrane; synapse; neuron projection.
UUUGAACAUUGCGAUAAGACAUAAGUUGUUAAAUGUUUCAACUUAAAAUAGUUUUAAAUAAUUGCAGGACUUAUUUGUGCAAUCAACGGACUGUAUCCUCAGGCUUAUUAUAUAAUAAAAAUUUCUCCAGUAAAUGCACUUAUUCUCAGAGAAACUGACCGCUCAAAUGACAUAAGACGAAUUUUCGCAUGACGCAUGCCAUACGUUGUCACCAGUCAUGUGGAUGAUCUUCUAAAUCGUGGAAAAAAUUAAAAACUCUGUCUAUAGCGUGUCCAAUCAGGUUAUAAGUAAGAACCUGCGUGACUUCUUAUUUACCGGAUAUGACGUCAGCAUACUUCCACAGUGUACUUCCGGUGAGAAGGUGACGCUUAAUGUGGACAUGGCGCUGAGGCAAAUAUUGGAAUUGAACGAGAGAGACCAAAUACUGACUGCAAAUAUUUGGAUGAGAACUAAUUGGAACGACUGUCGCCUUCAAUGGGACACCAUCAGUUAUAACAACAUUACAUACCUUACUGUGACCUUCCACGAUGUCUGGAAACCAGAUACAACACUUUAUGACAGCGCCGGGGAAGAGGUCAUGUUUCCGGGAUGGGAAGACUUCCGGGUAUCCAUAUCCAAUUCCGGUCAAGUGACCUACAACUUCCCGUCCGUGGUUAAAAGUAUAUGCAGGGUCAAUGUCAAAUACUUUCCGUUCGACACGCAGGAAUGCAACCUUAAGUUUGGGUCAUGGUCGUAUAACGGAUUCGACCUUGACAUUGUCAACAGAAAUUCAAACGGUGACCUCGAUAACUUUAUUGAGCACACCGAGUGGAAAAUACGCAAACUUCCGGCGGAGCGUCAUGAGUUCUACUACAACUGCUGCCCGGAACCCUAUCCUGACGUCACCUUUACCAUCGUCAUGGAGCGGCGGCCAGCGUUCUACCUACUUACAAUGCUGCUCCCGUGUAUUCUGACGUCAUGUGUGGCGGCGCUGGGGUUUCUGCUACCGGUUGAGUCGGGCGAGAAGGUUUCCCUGGAAAUCACGGUGCUUUUGUCAUUGGCAGUGUUCCUGUUGUUGGUGUCUGAAUCGCUACCGCCAUCAUCCGACGAUUUCCCCGUCAUAGGUUCGUACUUCGCCUGUUCUAUGGUAUUGGUGUCUUUCUCCCUGCUUCAAACAGUCUUGGUGCUUAACGUGUUUUACAGGGGAACCAAUGGACGCAGGGUACCGAGAUGGGCAAAUGUGUUUUUUCUGCAAUUCUUAGGACGUGCGCUAUGCAUUCAGUCAAACAAAGUAGCGGUGCAAUCAGACUCGACGGACGAAGAACAGUUUCCUGAUGACACAAACAACGCGGAUAAUAGCGUAGUUCCCAUUAACGUCAAGGGAGACGUCCGAAAUCACAGCAACAUAUCUACUCUCAAGUUUCGCGCAUUUGAACUUCAAACCACCGGGAUUUACCGAAACCCCCAUUCUCAACAAACCAACAUUCAGAAUGACCGGCAUUUGUUAGCAAAUGAGUCCAGUGACUCAGCUACAACAAAUCUUAAGCGUAUAGUGGGCCACUUAGAAGAGGAUCAUCUCAAUGAGAGCAUUAGUGCCGAAUGGAGGGACAUCUCUAAUGUGAUGGACAGGUUCUUCUUUAUUCUCUACGCGCUGGUUACGGUGAUCACCACGAUGUCAUUUCUACUCCAAGCGGUUUAGGAAAACAAUUCGAAAGAUCAACAAUGCGUGUGUGUGUUUUUUUCAAAUUGAAAUUGUUGUUGUUGUUGUUUUUUUAAGUUGCAGUUUAGUUAUGAAUCCACUGUUCAUAGUCCGAACAGCUGGAUAGUGACGUGACAGGUGGACAUGAAGUGUGAAAUGACUGAUCUACGCAAUGUCAUUUAUGCAAAGACAGAACCAUUAAAUUAUUUCAAUUUUUAUUGACAUAUUACUUAGUACGCAACUAUAUCCCUUUACAAGCCUCGUAAGAAAUAUUAAGAAUAUUUAGCAUGUAUAAUGAUUUGUCAAGAGGUGUCAUGUAUGUUCAUAAUGUAUAUUGAAGGUGCAAGAUGCAUUAUGAAUGUUCAAGUCUAGUAUUCCUGAUAUAAUUUAUGAAAUAUAAUACUGCAAACUCAUGUAUAUAUUCUUUGGCAGGAAAUUUCGUGUUUAAAAGAUAUAACUUCAUGGGCACGUCCAUUCGUGGAUAACUGACUUUUCCAAAAAAGAAAGCAAUACAGCUUAACUGAACUAGCGUUUUACCGGAAAUGUUCAGGAUCAGAAAAGUAAACAAUGUGAUGUAUACCCCUUUGUCAAGUAUCUGGAUGUAUCUGCAUUGCACGACAGGAUGUUUGUGAUUUCGUUAGAUUGAAAGACUUUCGUCUCUUAUUUAGAAUAAAACAAGAAUAAUGAUAAGGAAUAUUUUUCGUCGGGAUCUUAAAUUUUUGGAUCUGUUUUACCGACGAAAUAAAAACAAUAUUUUAUUAAUGAUUUUGCAGUUCUAUUAACUUUUAUAAAUGAUUAUUUGUACAUACUUUUUUAGUUCGUAUCACCUGUAUUUAGAAUUGCAAUUAACUUUUCUCUAAACACAUUUUAAGAUUUUCUUGUUUUGUCUGUGGUGCGUCGUUUUAUACGACUUUCAAUUUACCCCCCAGCUACCCGGGUAUUCGCCAAAGAAAUAAUUAUGAUCCAAAAGCACUAGUGCACGGUGGUCAAUAAGGCCUUCAUGUGCUCUGGUAUUCUUGCAGAGAAUGACGCGGUCGCCCUAUUCAUCUACAUUUUAUAUUUGUUACCACUUGCUUAUGUUUAGCAAUAUUAAGCAGGGGCAAUAUGAUAUUCCGCAUAGAGUUCGCAAUGGACAAACAGGACUAUAACAAUACGUUCACUUGUUUUGACUGUGGUUUCGUUUAAAUCUGAGUAAGGGAUCACAAUACAUGCACGUGUACUUGUCUUACCGCAACCAAUGAAGAUGAGAUUGACAAACAUAUUAUCGGGUAGACAUUAAAGGUGUACUACGGAUAAUAUUCUACUGAGAGAACUUAAUAUAUAUACAUAAAAUGU